ACUCCUUCCUCAUUCGCGGUCUUUGAGCUUUUGCUGCGUGCGAGCGACCGAGCGAGUUAGCAACAUGGCUGACGGGCAAGAGCAAUUUUGUCAGCUUUUAACUUCACUUCUCAGCACAGAUAAUGAGCUACGCUCACAGGCCGAGGAAACGUACAACAACGUGCCGAUUGAGUCCAGGGUGACGCUUCUGCUCAAUUCCACCCUGAAUGAUGCCCUCAGCGAGGAAAUGCGGCAGAUGGCCGCCGUCCUCCUACGCCGGCUCUUCGCCUCUGAGUUCAUGGACUUCUACCCCAAGCUGACGCCUGAGCAGCAAGGGCAGCUGAAGGAGCAGAUCCUGCUUUUAGUGCAGAGGGACCAGCCUGAUGGCCUGCGUAGGAAGGUCUGCGAUGUCGUGGCUGAGGUUGCCAGGAAUAUGGUUGAUGAAGAUGGAAACAACCAGUGGCCAGAUUUCCUCAGGUUCCUUUUCGAGUGUGCUAACUCACCAAUACCAGCACUUAAGGAGAGCGCGCUACGAAUGUUUACUUUGGUUCCUGGUGUCUUUGGCAACCAGCAAGCAAAUUAUUUGGACCUUAUUAAGCAGAUGCUCCAACAGUCCUUGUUGGACACACCAAACUACUCAGUCAGGUUUGAGGCUUUCCGAGCUGCGUCUGCGUUCGUUCUCAUCCAUGAUAAAGAAAUGCCAAUUCUAAAACAUAUGGAAACCCUGCUGCCACACAUGAUGGCCACUCUGGUUGAAAACAUACAGAAAGCUGACGAUGACACCUUGCUCAAAUGCUUGAUCGAAUUGGCAGAAAACACUCCUAAAUUCCUUCGCUCUCAGCUGGAGCCCAUUGUAGAAAUCAGCAUGAAGGUGGUUGCGGACACAAAUGCAGAAGAUGCUUGGAGACACCUAGCUCUUGAAGUGAUUGUCACCUUGUCUGAAACCGCGCCUGCGAUGCUCAGAAAGGUUGGAGGAAAAUACAUACCAGUGCUUGUUCCGCAAGUUCUGCUCAUGAUGACAGACUUGGAUGAAGACCUUGAAUGGAGUGUUGCGGAUGAGAUUUUAGAUGACGACAAUGACAGCAACUCCGUUGUUGCCGAAUCCGCCCUGGACAGACUUGCGUGUGGUCUUGGCGGCAAAACCAUGCUGCCGCACAUCAUUCAAAACAUCCCUCCAAUGCUGGCAAACAACGAUUGGAAGUACAGGCACGCGGCCCUCAUGGCGAUUUCUGCAGUCGGUGAAGGAUGCCACAAGCAGAUGGAAUCAAUGUUGCCUCAGAUCAUGGAAGGAGUCCUUACUUAUUUGCAAGAUCCGCACCCAAGAGUGCGCUACGCCUCAUGCAACGCUGUCGGUCAAAUGGCCACGGACUUUGCGCCCAGUUUUGAGAAGAAAUUCCAUGACAAAGUUGUUCCUGGUCUGCUGAUGGUCUUGGAUGACAACGCCAAUCCCCGCGUGCAGGCACAUGCAGGUGCUGCCUUGGUCAAUUUCAGCGAAGACUGUCCCAAAGGCAUUUUAACGCAGUACCUGGAUGCCAUCAUGGGCAAACUGGAGGCUAUUCUCAGCGCCAAGUUCAAAGAGUUAGUUGAAAAGGGCACAAAGCUGGUGCUGGAGCAAGUUGUCACAACUAUCGCAUCUGUGGCUGACACGUCAGAAGAACAGUUUGUGGCUUAUUACGACCGACUUAUGCCUUGCUUGAAGUAUAUUAUUGAGAACGCUACAUCCACUGAACUGAAGCUUUUGAGAGGCAAAACUAUUGAGUGCGUCAGCCUCAUUGGAUUGGCUGUUGGCACUGAGAAGUUCCGCAUGGACGCGAAUGAGAUCAUGAACUUGCUGCUGAAAACCCAGACCGAAGAGUUGCCUGAAGACGACCCUCAGACAUCCUACCUGAUUUCUGCUUGGGCGCGCAUGUGCAGAAUCCUUGGCAAGGACUUUGUGCAGUACUUGCCGAUGGUGAUGGGCCCUGUGCUGAAAACUGCCUCCAUGAAGCCCGAGGUGGCUGUCUUUGACAAUGACGACAUGACCGGGUUCGAAAAUGACGUCGACUGGCAGUUCGUUUCUUUGGGAGAACAGCAGAACUUCGGCAUACGCACCGCUGGGCUUGAGGACAAAGCGUCUGCCUGCGAAAUGCUUGUGUGCUACGCGCGUGAAUUGAACGAGGGCUUCUCCCCGUACUCCGAGGAGGUCGUCAAACUAAUGGUACCGCUGCUCAAGUUCUACUUCCAUGACGGAGUCCGAAGUGCUGCAGCAGAGUCCCUGCCUUACCUGCUUGAGUGCGCCAAAAUCAAAGGUCCUGAGUUCUUGCAAGGGAUGUGGUCGUACAUUUGUCCAGAACUGCUGAAGGCCAUUGACACCGAGCCUGAAAAUGAAGUUCUUAGCGAGUUGAUGUUCUCUUUAUCCAAGUGCAUCGAAACACUCGGCGAAGGCUGUUUGACUGAGGCCACUAUGACCGAAUUAAUUAGAAUAUUGGACAAGCUCUUGAAGGAGCACUUCACACAUGCUGAAGACAGGCAGGAAAAGAGAAAGGACGAGGACUAUGAUGAAGUUGUCGAAGAACAACUCGUUGACGAGGACACAGAAGAUGUUUACCUGCUCAGCAAGGUGUCAGAUGUGAUACACGCUUUAUUCAGCACGUACAAGGAACUCUUCUUCCCAUUCUUUGACCAAAUUGUUGGCCACUACACAAAAAUGCUGGGUGAUGGCAUGACGUGGUCAGACAGACAGUGGGCCUUGUGCGUCUUUGACGACCUUAUCGAAUUUUGCGGACCCGCCAGCGUUCGGUACCAGCAAUUUUUCCUGCAACAGUUGCUUACUUAUACUGAGGACGGUUCGGCUGAGGUGCGCCAGGCAGCUGUCUACGGCUGUGGCGUGAUGGGCCAGUACGGUGGACCAGCCUACUCUGUUGCUUGCACAGAGGCACUUGCCAAGCUUAUUAAGGUCAUCAGUGCGCCUGAAUCUCGCAGUGUCGAGAAUAAUAAUGCCACAGAAAAUGCGAUAUCUGCGGUCACCAAGAUUCUCAAGUACAGUCCAGCCAACAUCAACAAGGAUGAAGUCAUCCCCCACUGGCUGUCGUGGCUGCCAGUGUGGGAGGACAUUGAUGAAGCUCCCCACAUAUACGGAUUCCUGUGCGACUUGAUGGAGUCCAACAACCAGGCGGUGCUGGGAAAUAACAACUCAAAUGUGGCUCGCAUCAUCGCCGUAAUGGCAGAGGCGUUUGCCAAAGAAGCCCUCGAUCCUACAACCGAGGUCGCCCAGAGAAUGGUGCGCCUCUUGAAGCACAUCCAGUCGCAGGCUAACGGAACAAUUUUUGAGGCCUGUGUUGGACAACUCACGCUAGAGCAGCAGCAAGCCUUACACACGUUUAUGAGCACCCCAGCAGCCAAUUGACCACCCCCAGUUUAUUUAUGCAUUGAUCCAGUGGAGCAAAAGAGAGAUGGAAACAUGUAAAAUAAUUUAGUCUGUUUAUUUCCAUUUUAACCCAUUCAAAAAUGCUCUUAUCAUGUCUCAAACCAGAGCCAGGUUCUUAGCGUCUCUAUUCCUAUUAGAGAUCAUGGUGAUGAAUUUUAGCAGCAAGUGAUUGACGUGUGCAUGAACAAUAUGAUUGCAAUUUUUUAUCCUAAUGUAACUCGAAGUUGACAGGCGCUAAUUUAAUUACAACUUACGUUAGGCAAGAGCGCCAAUUGGAAACUUACUGUUAAUUAUUAUUGUAACACAGAUUAAGCCUGGAGCACAGUUUUUCGACAAAGACCUUGAAUAUUAGCACUAUCCUCAUUAUCAUUUGUAUUCCUUUUUGUAACGGCAUGCUGCGAUUACUACACUGAUGCGAUAAUAGGAGAAGAUGGUAAACAA
This is a messenger RNA of Cloeon dipterum, 3826 nucleotides long. It is a transcript of the gene Karybeta3, whose product is annotated as karyopherin beta 3. The transcript is spliced from 13 exons. Bases 65 to 3364 code for a protein of 1099 amino acids. The record is from RefSeq and is a predicted model, not a curated record. Gene Ontology annotation, biological process: protein import into nucleus. NCBI's taxonomy places the organism in Eukaryota, Metazoa, Arthropoda, Insecta, Ephemeroptera, Baetidae. Gene Ontology annotation, cellular component: cytoplasm; nucleus. Gene Ontology annotation, molecular function: nuclear import signal receptor activity.